AUGGCAAAUGCGAGUGACCGAAACAUUUCACAACGGCAGAGAGUUGCAUAUCUAGAAAAUAUCGUUCGGCAAUAUGUGGGCGACGUGGACUUGACCUUGGAAUCUCUCAAAGCUCUCUCUCAAACUCCAGAGGCAGAUAAAAAGCAUCACGCCCCAAUGACCCAGGCUGAUGACUGCGAAUCCUCUCUCUCUGAAACUUCCGUGGGCGUUAACGAGACGUGUGACAUUUUGCCUGUUGACAAUAACAUAGCUCACUACUCGGGUGAAUUCUCACAUUGGAAUUUCUCGCAGAGGAUCAGGAAAUAUAUGAACACUCUACCCAAAGAGCAAACCCAAGACUCAGUUUCAAGCUGGAAAGACUUUUAUCGGACCGACGAGUUGCAAAGCCCGACCGCAGCCACGACAGCCUUAUUCUCUCUACCACCACGGCCCAUUGCCAACUUUCUCCUUCGCUGUUUCUUGAAGCAUGCUCAGACAAAUUACUUUUAUGUCGAAGAGACUUGGGUAGAAGACAAGCUCGACUUAUGCUACACCAAACCGGACGUACUAAGCCGUGGUGAUGUUGGUGUGGUGUCCAUUCUCUUUGCCAUCCUUGCGAUCGGGACACAGUACGCCUACAUCGAAUCUGAUCGAGCAGAUAACGGAGACAUAGGUCCGGAGCCAAACAUUUCUUCAUUUACAGAAGAUGCAGUUGGUGUCAUGUUUUACCAGCAGGCUUCUCGGCUGCUGCCAGAAGUCCUUGCCUUGGGUUCGUUGGAGUGUGUACAGGCGUGCUUGCUGAUUGCUGUCUAUCUGCUUCCGAUUGAUGCAGCCGGAUUAUCAUACUCUUAUUUGAAUAUUGCCAUCAAUGUUUCUAUUCAAAACGGCAUGCAUCGACGAUACUCAAGAGAUGAUUUGGAUACUAGAGUACGCGAAAUCCGCAACCGCGUUUGGUGGACCACCUAUACUAUAGAACGACGAAUUUCAAUCUUUCAUGGACGACCCAUGUCGAUCAGACCUGUUGAUGUUGAUACCGACAUGCCAUCUGAACAGAGCCACAUAUGCCCAUGGACGACAAUCACCGUACCUUGUAUUCUCGCUACUCUGCGUCUAAAUGAAUUUCUAAGGAAAGUAUGGAACGAAAUUGAUCUUUUGAAGGGUGCACCUAAACAGAAAGCGAUUAUGCGCAGGCUGACCAGUAUACACGGCGAGCUCAUCGCGUGGUGGUCAGAGUUGUCCACUGAUCUUCUCCUACAAGAAGAGUCCUCCCAACCGGAACGAUACAGCCUUCAGUUGAAAUUGGAGUAUUGCCUAGUACGGAUGUUCUGUGGCCGCUGUUUCAUCUUCUCCAAUGACGCUGCGGGGACAACACCAGAGCAACACAGCGCGAUAUCCCCAUCCGCCGCGUCUGAUGUUACUCACCCCCGUUCUGUUCUCGUGCGGGAUUGCGUCAAGGCUGCCUUUGAAGCGAUUGAGACCUGCCGACAUAUUCACAACACUAUCGGCCUGGCUCGCGCAUCCUAUACGGAAUUUAGCUCCUGCCGCGCGGCCUUGUUGAUCAUUACGACCCAAUGUCUCCAAACGAAAUGCCAUACAUUCCGUUACGCACUCCGAGAUGGUCUCUCAAUGUUGAAGCACAUGGCAUCGGGCAGCAGACUAGCACACGUGGAGGCGUCAUUGGUGGAUCGUUUUGAGCAAGUAAUUGCUAGGCUUGACCAGGCCGCUAGCAUGGAGAAGAAAGGACCGUCAGACUAUGACAAGUUUAAGGAGUGGGAGACGGAAUGGCGAACUGAUUCGGUCUUUGCCUCAACCGAUUCACCCCGAGUCUUUCAGGGGGCAUCGUCAGCUAAGGAGGUGAUCUCAAUAAGCCAAGUUAGCCCGGACAAGAGUGACGAACUUGGUUCCUCGUCCGAGCCUCAGCUUUACGCAAGCGGGGAUGUGGCAUUCUUUCCAGAGUCUGACGAUUGGACCACGUUCUUUGGGGCUGAUUUUCUUAUGCAGUUGGAUGAUGGGAUUCGUGGCAAUAGACGAGACUGA
This is a messenger RNA of Clonostachys rhizophaga, 2016 nucleotides long. The record is from the annotation of a GenBank genome assembly. Lineage: Eukaryota; Fungi; Ascomycota; Sordariomycetes; Hypocreales; Bionectriaceae.